Mugil cephalus (flathead mullet) is the source of this 3574-nucleotide messenger RNA. RefSeq names its product phosphorylase, glycogen, muscle A (gene pygma). The record is from RefSeq and is a predicted model, not a curated record. NCBI's taxonomy places the organism in Eukaryota, Metazoa, Chordata, Actinopteri, Mugiliformes, Mugilidae. Gene Ontology annotation, cellular component: cytoplasm. Gene Ontology annotation, biological process: glycogen catabolic process. Gene Ontology annotation, molecular function: pyridoxal phosphate binding; glycogen phosphorylase activity. Bases 100 to 2628 code for a protein of 842 amino acids. The transcript is spliced from 20 exons.
GGUGCCUCUCUUGCUGUGUAUCUGGGCCUGGUGCUGUGUACUUGCUGUCGUACUGUUUACAUUCUUCCAGAGCGCUAAGCUGCUACAACUCGUACUACCAUGUCCAAACCCCUGUCUGACCAUGAUAGAAAGAAACAGAUUUCUGUGCGAGGCCUCGCCGGUGUUGAAAACGUCUCUGAACUGAAGCAAAACUUCAACAGACACCUCCAUUUUACCCUGGUCAAGGACAGAAAUGUGGCAACCAGAAGGGAUUACUACUUUGCUCUUGCUCACACGGUGCGGGACCACUUGAUUGGCAGGUGGAUCAGAACCCAGCAGCACUACUAUGAAAAAGAUCCCAAACGUGUUUACUACAUCUCCCUUGAGUUCUACAUGGGCCGCACACUCCAAAACACUAUGGUGAACCUUGCUCUGGAAAAUGCCUGUGAUGAGGCCACAUAUCAGUUGGGUCUGGAAAUGGAGGAGUUGGAGGACAUGGAGGAAGAUGCUGGUUUAGGUAAUGGUGGCCUUGGUCGUCUUGCUGCCUGUUUCCUGGACUCCAUGGCUUCAUUGGGUCUGGCUGCCUAUGGCUAUGGCAUUCGCUAUGAAUUCGGUAUCUUCAAUCAGAGAAUUGUCAAUGGCUGGCAGGUUGAGGAGGCUGAUGAUUGGCUGCGUUUUGGCAACCCCUGGGAGAAAGCGCGUCCUGAGUACAUGCGUCCAGUUCAUUUCUAUGGCAGGACCGAGCAUCACCACGAUGGCGUCAAAUGGGUUGACACUCAGGUAGUGUUGGCUCUGCCAUAUGACACCCCAAUCCCAGGCUACAGAAACAAUAUUGUCAAUACCAUGAGGCUGUGGUCUGCGAAGGCACCCUGUGACUUUAACCUUAAAGACUUCAAUGUUGGUGGCUACAUCCAGGCUGUGUUGGACAGAAACUUGGCUGAGAACAUCUCCCGUGUGCUGUACCCCAAUGAUAACUUCUUUGAAGGAAAGGAGCUCCGUCUGAAGCAGGAAUACUUUGUGGUGUCUGCCACCCUUCAAGACAUCAUCCGUCGUUUCAAAGUCUCUAAGUUUGGCUCCAGGGAGAUUGCUCGCACAGACUUCAGCAAACUGCCUGACAAGGUUGCCAUCCAGUUGAAUGAUACUCACCCAGCCAUGGCUAUUCCUGAGCUGAUGAGAGUUCUGGUUGAUGAAGAGAAGCUUGACUGGGAUAAGGCCUGGGACAUCUGUGUGCGCACAUGUGCCUACACUAAUCACACAGUCCUUCCUGAAGCUCUUGAGCGCUGGCCAGUGGACCUGUUCGCUCAUCUGCUACCCCGUCACCUGGAAAUAGUCUAUGAGAUCAAUCGUCGCCACCUGGAGAAUGUUGCUGCAAAGUUUCCUGGUGAUAAUGAUCGUCUUUGCCGCAUGUCCCUCAUUGAGGAAGGUGGACAGAAAAGGAUCAACAUGGCCCAUCUGUGCAUUGUGGGGUCCCAUGCUGUUAACGGUGUAGCCCAGAUACACUCUGACAUCCUCAAAGCUACUGUUUUCAAGGACUUCUAUGAGAUGGACCCACACAAGUUCCAAAACAAGACCAACGGCAUUACUCCUCGUCGCUGGCUGGUUAUGUGCAACCCCGGGCUGGCUGAGGUCAUUGCAGAGAAAAUCGGUGAGGAAUUCAUCCGUGACCUUGAUCAGCUUCAGGGUCUCCGCAAGUAUGUAAAUGAUGAGGCUUUCAUUCGUGAUAUCGCCAAAGUUAAACAGGAAAACAAACUAAAGUUUGCGGUGCAUCUGGAGGAGCACUACAAGGUGAAGAUUAACCCCAACUCAAUGUUUGACAUUCAAGUAAAGAGAAUCCAUGAAUACAAGAGACAACUCCUCAACUGUCUGCACAUCAUCACCUACUACAACCGAAUCAAGAAAGAACCCAACAAGCAGUGGACUCCAAGGACAGUUAUGAUUGGAGGAAAGGCCGCUCCUGGUUAUCACACUGCCAAGAUGAUUAUCCGUCUGAUCACAGCUAUUGGUGAGGUGGUCAACAACGACCCUGUGAUAGGAGAUCGCCUGAAAGUCAUCUUUUUGGAGAACUACAGAGUCACCCUGGCAGAAAAAGUCAUCCCAGCAGCUGACCUGUCAGAGCAGAUUUCCACAGCUGGCACUGAGGCCUCUGGCACUGGCAACAUGAAGUUCAUGUUGAAUGGUGCUCUGACCAUUGGUACCAUGGAUGGAGCCAAUGUUGAGAUGGCCGAGGAGGCCGGUGAAGACAAUCUCUUCAUUUUCGGCAUGAGGGUGGAGGAUGUUGAUGCACUUGACAAAAAAGGAUACCACGCUGGAGAGUACUAUAACCGCCUGCCUGAGCUGAAACAGGCUAUUGACCAGAUUUCUGGAGGCUUCUUUAGCCCAAAGCAGCCUGACCUGUUUAAGGAAAUUGUCAACAUGCUGAUGCAUCAUGACAGGUUUAAGGUCUUUGCUGACUACGAAGACUACAUUAAAUGCCAAGAGAAAGUCAAUGCUCUUUACAAGAACCCCAAGGAAUGGACCAAGAAGGUGAUCUACAACAUCGCUGGAUGUGGCAAGUUUUCUAGUGAUCGCACCAUUGCCCAGUACGCUCGAGAAAUCUGGGGCAUGGAGCCCACACUGGAGAAACUCCCUGCCCCUGAUGACAAGCAAUAAACUGUCCAAAUGACAGCCAACACACAACUUUCUCCGUAGGCUGAACUAACAAGACAAUCCACAUGGUAGAUGCUGUAAGUUUCAUAAAAGCCCCCACAAACCUGGUUCCCCAGCCAUUAGACUUGGUCACAUUCUUGAAAAGUUUACAUUUUCCACACUUAUGUAUUCACUGUAUCCACGUUAUAGACUGGUGUAAUAAAACUGUUUGUGGUGGGCUUUGUAAAUUUAUUGGUGGUAUUUUUUUAUUCAAAAAUAUGAACUCUUAUAUUUCCACUCAGACCUAUUCUGAAUAAAAUUUAUCUUAAAUAACAUAACAGUCUGAGUGCCUGAUGUGAUUGAUUGGGUAAUGCUUGGGGAUUGCAAACAUGGUCACUUAGCUUGACAGAACAAAAUCAGGACUUUUGUAUAAGUGGUAUUUAUCAUGAAAUACUGAUAAAUGACAUUGUUUGAAGAUAAUAAACUUAAAGUCUCUGACACUGCAGUGAUCCCAGAAUCAGUUGGAGACAUUAAGUCUACUUAAAAACCUUUCAACUGAGCUAAACAAUGUUACUUGAAGAACACGUAAGAUACGGCAUUUAUAACAGAAAAAUAAUUGUACAUGCUCAACCACAUACUUUGUGAAUGUGCCCAGUUUUAACACACAACUUUAUUACCUACUGUGGGAUAUGGGGGACAAAAAUUAUUAUUAGACACACUCAGUCAUCACACGACCUAAAACUCCAAUCUGUGAUUCAAAGGAAAAUGUGAUGUCAGUGCCAAUAUACAGUAUAUACUGAUGUGUUUUGAUUUGUGGGCUGAAGAAACUGAAAAGCUGAGGAGAAAGUCUCACUGCAGAGGCAGCAAGAAAGAACCUGUAACCGCUUUUAAGAUUCACUUGGUGUGGAUUUUGCAUAUUUUUGUGCAAAUAAGAAAUGAUUUGUAAUUAAACUAAAAGUGAGUAAUGUGA